Molecule: messenger RNA, 669 nt
Organism: Penicillium argentinense
Lineage: Eukaryota; Fungi; Ascomycota; Eurotiomycetes; Eurotiales; Aspergillaceae
Exons: 3
Coding region: 1-669 (222 amino acids)
Biological process (GO): cellular response to oxidative stress
Source: RefSeq, a predicted model, not a curated record
AUGGGUUCGAGCCAUUCCGUUCAGUCCAAGUCUCUGAAUAAGAGCACUCGCAGUCUCAUCAAGCUCACACAAGAACGACGCACCCACUAUCAUCUGCGCGGCGAAAGCCCGAUCUCCGAUGAUGCUAUAGAGACUCUUGUUCAGAAUGCUACCAAGCACGUCCCCACGGCCUGGAACACACAAUCAUCCCGGGUUGUACUUUUAUUGAAAGAAGAGCACAAGAAGGUGUGGGAUAUUGCCAUUUCGGUCAUUGAGGGCCUCGUCCAAGCAGGCGUGGUCCCGAAGGAAAUGUUUGAGAAUUACACAAAGCCGAAAUUGGAAGCUUUCAAGGCUGCUUAUGGAACGGUUCUUCUCUUUGUGGACUACGAGUCUCUUGCUGCGACCAAGGAGAAAUAUGCCAUCUACGCGGACAAGGUCGAUACCUUUGCCUUGGAGGCGAACGCAAUGGCCGAGUAUUUGAUCUGGGUAUCCUUCCAUUCCGAAGGACUUGGAGCAAGUCUCCAGCAUUACAAUCCUUUAAUCGAUGAGCAAGUUGCAAAGUCUUGGGAUAUCCCCAGCACGUGGAAGCUAGAAGGUCAGAUUGUUUUCGGCACUCCAUCCGAAACUGAAAAGCUUGAAGAGAAAGAAUUCGACCCAAUCGAGUCCCGCUUUAGGGUAUAUGGGAAAUAA